This is a messenger RNA of Heterobasidion irregulare TC 32-1, 909 nucleotides long. RefSeq lists its product as uncharacterized. NCBI's taxonomy places the organism in Eukaryota, Fungi, Basidiomycota, Agaricomycetes, Russulales, Bondarzewiaceae. The transcript is spliced from 4 exons. Bases 1 to 909 code for a protein of 302 amino acids. The record is from RefSeq and is a predicted model, not a curated record.
AUGCGUCGGCGUUUGCGUCCAGUGACGAUCGCUCAAGUCUUGAAAUCAAAGCGGAUACACAGUGAUGCCUGCUUUACCAUUGAAGGAAGCGAAGUUCACAAGAUCAUGGUCGUUGCUCGUGUUUCUCUUUUGAUAGGAACCGAUUCCGAUUCUCACAAAUGGGAGUAUGAGCUCGAGGACGGCACUGGGCGCGCUACCGCCGUUCUUUGGACCAUCAAUCUGAGCGAGGAUGAGAAAGAGCGCCUUUUGGAAAAUAUCCCGCCGCAUUGUUAUGUACGUGUUAUUGGGGUGAUAUCAGAAUUCAAGAAUUACAAGUCUCUGAACAUCUCGGACAUUCGUCGUGUCGCUGAUGCACACGAACCGUUCUACCACCUUGUGCACGCCGCCACCGUCACAAUAUCGGUCGAGCACGAUCGUAAUGCGUUAGCACAUAGCGACGCUGAGCCUGAUACGCUAGAAAGCAUGAAUCCAAGCUCCAUACCAUCCGCCCAACCUACGCAACACGAGCCCUCGACUCCGACGGAGUGGCCACCCACUUUACCUCAACCGUUUGACCAUGAUAUGCCUUCAUCUUCUUUCUCGGCAAGCAAAAAUAAAGGUAUACUAGCGACAACUGCCAAGGCAGAAAGCUUGACCUCUUCCGGCACUGACACCGACGUGGAGUCAGAGGAUCCUAUUCCCGUUUUCGAUUCAUCAGGAUCUCAUUCCCCAUCGCCAGAGCCUCCUUCCCCGCUUCAGAAUGUUCAACCAUACCGACGGCGUGACCCAUACUCCCAUCUUACCUCUCUUCAAAGAGGGAUCCUUCUCCAAAUCCACACUCACAAGUCAUCUUUUAACGAAGGGGUACCUGUGACUCUUAUUGUUAAAGGGCUAGCACAUACCAGUAGAUCCGUAGACGACUUCUGGUAG